Molecule: messenger RNA, 1428 nt
Organism: Ornithodoros turicata
Lineage: Eukaryota; Metazoa; Arthropoda; Arachnida; Ixodida; Argasidae
Product: gastric triacylglycerol lipase-like
Exons: 9
Coding region: 64-1323 (419 amino acids)
Biological process (GO): lipid metabolic process
Molecular function (GO): hydrolase activity, acting on ester bonds
Source: RefSeq, a predicted model, not a curated record
CAAGGCGGGUGUCCUUGUACGCGGAGCGCCCCCUUUGGAAGGCAGAUAACCGCUGUAGCGUACAUGAACACCGUGGAAACGUGCAUAGUAAACAUGUGGACGGUGCUGGCACGCAUCCUGUCUUCGCUCAUGCUAAGCACAGCGCGAAGUGUCAUCGACUUUCCCGUUCAUCUUGGCAGGGCUUAUACGGGCAACGAGCAGGACAUCUGCAAGGAGAUUGGAGGCUUGGUCACUGAAAAGGGUUACCCCUUCGAGCGACACCAUGUUAACACGGAGGAUGGAUACAUAAUUGAAAUGCACAGGAUCCCACACGGCAGAAGACCAUGCCCAGACCCUUGCCAUCGAACACCCAUCUUCCUAUUGACUGGCCUUCUGGCAGAUUCAACGUCCUUUGUCAUGGACUAUCCAGAACAGUCACUGGGAUUUGUUCUCCCCGACAAUGGCUAUGACCUGUGGCUGGGAAAUGGACGAGGUAACACGUUCGGCAGGCUGCACAAGAGGAUCAGUUCGGACUCGAAGGACUUCUGGAACUUUACUUUCCACGAACACGCCCUGUAUGACAUCCCAGCGCAGAUUGAUUAUAUUCUGGACAAAACAAAAUCGAAAAGUCUGCUGUAUAUUGGCCUAUCCCAGGGAACGCUGGAGUUCUUCACGCUUCUUUCUGAGAGACCGAGUUACAACGAGAAGAUCAGAGCCUUUGCUGGACUCGCACCUUUUCAUAAACUAGCCCACAUAAGAGUCGGCGGUCUGACAAUAAUCAAGCCUUAUAUGAGGAGAUUUUUGGAAAACGUCGAUAACGUUGGCAUGUUGGAAUUCGGUCAUAGGCGGUAUUCAACGCUGAAAGUGGUGCGCGCGGUAUGUGCGUUGCCAGUCAGACGUGUUUGUGCUUUAGCAGGGGAUGCUUUCAUAAACAUGGGUAGCAAGUACAUGAACAUGUCCAGACUUCCAGUGUACCUGUGCCAUUUUCCAGCCGGGACUUCGGUUAAAAAUAUGCUCCAUUUUGAACAGCUAAUAGCGUCCAAGAGGGCUCAAAAGUUUGAUUAUGGCCCUGAAGUCAACAGUGAAGUCUACGGACAGGUGGACCCACCGGAGUACACUCUGGGCAACGUGAGGACAGACGUUGGAUUAUUCUGGAGCAAGGGAGAUCAGUUUGUUCCACCUGAAGACGUCGAAGAGCUCGCAGCAGCGCUUGGCGAACGAGUCAAGAAAACGCAUUACAUCGACGACCCUUUCUACACCCAUAUGCAUUUCGCCGUUUCCAAUAAUAAUCCUACAGUGCUGUAUAAAGACCUGCAGGAAUUUCUCGGGAGGUACAUCAAGUGACGGUCGUGUAAGAGAGGUGGCUGUGACGCGAAUGUAUGCAAGAACGGAUGACGUAGCAUAUUGUGCCUGUCUGAUGCAUUCACUGAAUAAAAAUAUGACAAUGUA